UGUCUACUCAUUCCCAGGGGCUAGCCAGCGUACGUGCCAGGAGGACUGCUCUACUAUCUGUGAAUGGGCGGGUGAUCAUUGGGAUCAAGCAUCAAGGGAACAUCUUUCCUACAUCAAAUCUUCAGAGAAAACAUCGCACUGCUGGUAUAGGAAAGAAGCUUGGAUGGAAACAUGGGUAAAGGUCAGCAGGGUCAGAGUUCAGCCCAGGUCAGCAAAAAGAGCACCUAUACCUGGGAUGAAGUGAAGGAGCACAGCAGUAAGACAGACAAGUGGGUGGUGAUUGAGAAUGGGGUUUAUGACGUCUCAAAGUGGGUGACUAGACACCCAGGAGGGUUCAAGGUUCUGUCUCACUAUGCUGGGGAGGAUGCAACGGAUGCCUUUGUGGCGUUUCAUCCGGACAAGGAACUUGUUACCAAGUAUUUAAAACCACUCUGCAUUGGAUCUUUGGAGAAAGACAACAAACCAAAGAGCUCCAUCGUCACAGACAUGAGGGAUCUACGCAGCAAGGUGGAGCAGCUAAACCUCUUGAAACCCAAUCUCUGGUUCUACGCAGCUCAUCUCGGGCAUAUUCUUGCCCUUGAUGUUCUCGGUUGGUUUGUCAUGUGGUACUUCGGUACUGGCUGGCUCCCUUACCUCACUUCUGCAUUUUUACUUCUUGUAGUUCAGGGUCAGUCAGGAUGGUUUCAGCAUGACCUAGGUCAUCUUUCCGUCUUCAAGAAGUCGAGCUGGAAUCAUGCGUUGCAUGGCUUCAUCCUUGGUGGAAUGAAGGGCUCGUCCGCUCACUGGUGGAACUACCGCCAUUUCCAGCACCAUGCUAAGCCCAACAUCAUCAUGAAGGAUCCAGACAUCAGGAUGGAGUAUAUAUUCAUGUUGGGUGAGCAGCAGCCCGUUCAAUGGGCCAAAAAGAAGAAAGGUUUCAUGCCGUAUGAUCACCAACAAAGCUACUUCUUCUUCAUUUUACCGCCGUUGUUGCUACCGCUGUACUUUCAUUAUGAAUACACUUCACACAUUCUCAGGAAGAAGGUCUGGAUCGAUGUCUUCUGGAUGGUGUUCUUUUUCACCAAACUCUUUGUGACCUUUGGCCCACUUUUAGGUGUAUCUGGUGCUUUCUUUUUCUACUUGUUUGUCAGGUUUAUGGAGAGUCAUUGGUUCGUGUGGGUCACUCAGAUGAACCAUAUACCCAUGAAGAUUGACUAUGACGAUAAGAAGGAAUGGUUACCAAUGCAGCUACAGGCUACCUGCAAUGUAGAUCCGUCGUUCUUUAACGAUUGGUUCACGGGGCACCUGAACUACCAGAUCGAACACCACCUAUUCCCCACCAUGCCGAGGCACAACUUUCACAAAAUAGUGCCUGAUGUCAAAGCUUUAUGUAAAAAACAUGGUCUCCCGUAUCAAACUAAAACACUGUUUUGUGCUUUUGCUGACAUCGUGCGGUCUCUGAAGCGAUCGGGUGAGAUCUGGCAUGAUGCGUAUUACCAUACCUAAACAGGAAUAAACUUGAGUAUGGUGUGCUAGUAGUUCGUUUGAUCAUGCUAAGCAUAAAUAUGGUAUAGUUUUAAUUUUGACAAAAGUGGAUUUUUUGAUGAAUUUGUCCAAAUGUGUCUUUCUCUUUUAACAAAUUUUAUUUCUUUAUUCUGCUUCUGAUACAAGCUCAGGGGCCAAUUUCAUAGAGCUGCUUAAGCAA
This is a messenger RNA of Asterias rubens (European starfish), 1684 nucleotides long. RefSeq names its product acyl-CoA 6-desaturase-like. The transcript has 11 exons. Gene Ontology annotation, cellular component: membrane. Gene Ontology annotation, molecular function: oxidoreductase activity, acting on paired donors, with oxidation of a pair of donors resulting in the reduction of molecular oxygen to two molecules of water. NCBI's taxonomy places the organism in Eukaryota, Metazoa, Echinodermata, Asteroidea, Forcipulatida, Asteriidae. Gene Ontology annotation, biological process: lipid metabolic process. The record is from RefSeq and is a predicted model, not a curated record. Bases 172 to 1485 code for a protein of 437 amino acids.